Messenger RNA from Chelmon rostratus (copperband butterflyfish), 12493 nucleotides. RefSeq names its product calcium channel, voltage-dependent, P/Q type, alpha 1A subunit, b (gene cacna1ab). Gene Ontology annotation, cellular component: neuronal cell body; membrane; voltage-gated calcium channel complex. Gene Ontology annotation, molecular function: high voltage-gated calcium channel activity. Gene Ontology annotation, biological process: chemical synaptic transmission; calcium ion import across plasma membrane. The record is from RefSeq and is a predicted model, not a curated record. NCBI's taxonomy places the organism in Eukaryota, Metazoa, Chordata, Actinopteri, Chaetodontiformes, Chaetodontidae.
UCCAUGCUGUCCCCCCUCUAUCAGGACCAUGGCGGCUCGGUGGUCUGGCCCCAGACUUCGUCCUGUUCCUCCUCAUCUCAGGGCCUCCACCGCCCACUACGCUGCCACCCUCCCCCAAUCAGCGGGAGCAGCGUGGGCCCCAACCCCACCUACUAUCAUGCUGUCUAUGACGUCCGGGUGGAGCAGUACAGAGAAGUGCCCUUUUUAGGUGGAGGCGGUGGCUACGGGGUGCGCUCAAGCCGGGGAUCCAUAUCCCUGGUAACCAGCAGCAAUGACCCCACAGUCCCGCUGAUACGCCGGAGAGGAGGACUGGUGGACCACCGUGAUGUCAUCUUGGCCCACCAGGCACACAAGCGGCACAACACACCACAGGCCAGGAGGAAGCAAUGGGAAAUGGCGCGUUUUGGAGACGAGCUACCCAACAGGUAUGGAGGAGGAGGAGGAGGUGGUGGUGGCGGUGGUGGCGGGGGUGCCGGCGGACAAGGGGGGCCCGGCCGCGGCGGCAGCAGGCAAGGGGGGCCCCCCGGAGCGCAGCGGAUGUACAAGCAGUCGAUGGCCCAGAGAGCCCGGACCAUGGCCCUGUACAACCCCAUACCCGUCCGGCAGAGCUGCCUAACGGUCAACCGCUCCCUCUUCCUCUUCAGCGAAGACAACGUGGUGAGGAAGUACGCCAAAAAGAUCACCGAAUGGCCUCCGUUUGAAUGGAUGAUCCUCACCACCAUCAUUGCAAACUGCAUCGUCCUGGCUCUGGAACAGCAUCUUCCAGAUGGCGACAAGACGCCUCUGUCUGAACGACUGGAGGAGACGGAGCCCUACUUCAUAGCCAUCUUCUGUUUUGAGUCGGGGAUCAAGAUCCUGGCUCUGGGUUUUGCGUUACACAAGGGCUCCUACCUGAGGAAUGGCUGGAACGUCAUGGACUUCGUGGUCGUGCUCACCGGUAUUUUGUCGUCAGUUGGUUCUCAGCUUGACCUGAGGACACUACGAGCCGUCAGAGUGCUACGACCACUGAAACUGGUGUCAGGGAUUCCCAGCCUGCAGGUGGUACUUAAGUCCAUUAUGAAGGCUAUGAUCCCCCUGCUACAGAUUGGCCUGCUGUUGUUCGUGGCCAUCCUCAUGUUCGCCAUCAUCGGCCUGGAGUUCUACAUGGGAAAGUUCCACACUACCUGCUAUGAUGAAGUCACACGAGAGGUAGUGGACGAAUUACCAUGCGGCAAAGAGUUGCCGUCCCGGUUGUGUCCCAACGGCACGGUGUGUAGAGGUGGCUGGCUUGGACCAAACUACGGCAUCACCCAGUUCGACAACAUCCUCUUCGCCGUGCUCACCGUCUUCCAGUGCAUCACCAUGGAGGGAUGGACAGACAUGCUCUACUUCAGUAAUGAUGUGGAGGGCAGUGCCUGGAACUGGAUGUACUACAUCCCUCUCAUCAUCAUCGGCUCCUUCUUCAUGCUCAACCUGGUGCUGGGUGUACUCUCAGGUGAAUUUGCCAAAGAGAGAGAGCGAGUGGAGAACAGGAGCGAGUUCCUCAAGCUCAGGCGACAGCAGCAGAUUGAGAGAGAGCUCAACGGAUACCUGGAGUGGAUCUGCAAAGCAGAGGAGGUGAUUUUGGCUGAGGACGACGCCACAGGGAACUUUGAUGGUUCGAGGCGAAGGCCAACCAUCAAAACCAAAAACAACAAGACGGAGCUGCUGAACCCUGAGGAGGGAGAGGACAACAUGGGAGAUGCAGUAGGUUUUGCCCGCUCCAGUAUAAAGAGCGGUAAGGAGGGCUCCAAUUACAGUAAGAAGGAGCGACGAAUGCGAUUCUUCAUCCGCAAGAUAGUGAAGACGCAGGCUUUCUAUUGGACGGUGCUGUGCCUGGUGGGCCUCAACACCAUGUGUGUGGCUGCGGUGCAUUACAACCAGCCUGAGCUGCUCUCUGACUUCCUCUUCUAUGCAGAGUUUAUCUUCCUCGCUUUGUUCAUGUCUGAGAUGCUGAUCAAGAUGUAUGGUCUGGGCAUCCAGCCCUACUUCCACUCCUCAUUCAACUGCUUCGAUUGUGUGGUAAUCGUGGGCAGUAUCUUUGAGGUGGUGUGGGCCACCAUCAAACCAGGAACGUCAUUCGGGAUCAGUGUGCUGCGAGCUCUGAGACUGCUCCGCAUCUUUAAAGUCACCAAGUACUGGGCUCCUCUCCGAAACCUGGUGGUCUCCCUGCUAAACUCCAUGAAGUCCAUCAUCAGUUUGCUCUUCCUCCUCUUUCUCUUCAUUGUGGUCUUUGCCUUGUUGGGGAUGCAGCUGUUCGGAGGACAAUUCAACUUUGAAGACGGAACCCCUCCGACUAACUUUGACACUUUUGCCGCAGCGAUCAUGACAGUUUUUCAGAUCCUGACAGGCGAGGACUGGAACAUGGUGAUGUACGAUGGCAUUGAGUCCCAGGGAGGAGUGAACGACAAAGGGAUGGUCUUCUCCAUCUUCUUCAUUGUCCUCACACUCUUUGGCAACUACACUCUGCUUAACGUCUUCUUGGCCAUCGCUGUGGACAAUCUGGCCAAUGCCCAGGAGCUCACCAAGGACGAGGAGGAACAGGAGGAAGCAGCCAAUCAGAAGACAGCAAUGCAGAAGGCUAAGGAAGUGGCGGAGGUUAGCCCGCUAUCGGCAGCCAACCUGUCUAUUGCUGCGUGAGUCCGCCCUCCAAUGGCUCCUUCACUUACACCUCCCAACAGUAAGGAGCAGCAGAAGAACCACAUCAAGGGCAACAAGUCAGUGUGGGAGCAGAGAACGAGCGAGAUCCGCCGACAGAACCUAAUGACGAGCCGCGAGGCGCUCUACAAUGAGCUGGAGCAGGAGGACUGGAAGGUGGGAGGGGAGGGAGAGGAGGUGUCUUACCCACGGAAAGGACGCGGUGAUAUGAAGACCCACCUGGAUCGGCCGCUGGUGGUCAACCCGCAGGACAACCGCAACAACAACACCAACAAGACCCAACCUGGUGAGCUGCCUCUGGACCAGGAGUACCGGCGCCAGGACAUAGACCACUACCGCAGAGCCGCCCACUAUCACCACCACCACCAUCAUCAGAAAGCCAUUGUGCCAGACGGUGGAGGGAUAGGCCAGACCCGCAUGGAGCACGGCUUCAGUUGCACAUCUUUGGGCAAUGUGGAGGGCCAGACGGGGGAGGAGAGGCACAACCACAGGAGCCACCGGGGCCACAGACACAGGAACAGGGAAGGUAGGGAGGCUCGCAGUGUGUCUCCCCACCACAGUGAGGGGGGAGAGGGGACCAACGAACACAGGAGGUCCAGACAGCACCGCAGGGCAGCCAAGGAGGGGGAGGAAGGCAGGAGGCACAGAUCACGGGGGACGGAGGGAGAGGGGGAGAAAGGCGUGGAAGGGGAGGGACGGAAGACCAGACGGCAUCGCCACGGCAACCAGGAGAGGAGCAGAGGGCAUCGCACCAGAAAGGAGCACCACAGCACCUGUCCCAGCCUCUCCACAACACGACCCAUACAGCAGUACAACGAGGACCUGGACAACUUCCGCAACAACAGCAAGCUGGCCAGUGCCCACGAGCACCCUUACGCCCUCCCGCCGGAUCAUCCCGACCAUCCCGACCACGUCAACAACAUGCUGAAUUGCCGCGAUGCCGACACCCACACCCUGCUCCACAGCAUGGACAGCCUGAUCCUGACCAGCAUGGCCAAACCCGAGUACACAAAGAUAGACAUGCCACCUGUCUACCCCUACCCCUCCACAAACGCCAUCCUGCAAGUGAACAAGAACGCCAACACUGACCAGAAGAAGAGUGAGGAGAAGAAGGAGGAGGACGAGGAAGGGGAUGAAGACGGCCCCAAACCCAUGCCUCCCUACAGCUCCUGCUUCAUAAUGUCCACAACCAACCCGUUUCGGAAGUGCUGUCACUACAUCCUGACUCUGAAGUAUUUUGAGUUCAGCAUCCUGUCUGUCAUCGCUAUGAGCAGCAUCGCCCUCGCUGCAGAGGACCCUGUCUGGCCUGACUCACCACGAAACAAUGUGCUGCGUUAUUUUGACUACGUUUUCACAGGCGUCUUCACGUUUGAAAUGUUGAUCAAGAUGGUGGUGCUGGGCUUGUUUCUCCACCAGGGCUCCUACUUCCGCGACUUGUGGAACAUUCUGGACUUUAUAGUGGUUAGUGGUGCUCUGGUGGCCUUCGCCUUCACGCCGAGCACCACCCGGGGGAGCAGCAAGGGCAAAGACAUCAGCACCAUCAAGUCCCUUCGUGUGCUGAGGGUGCUGCGUCCUCUGAAGACCAUCAAACGCCUCCCCAAGCUAAAGGCUGUGUUUGACUGUGUGGUCAACUCUCUGAAGAACGUGCUGAACAUCUUAAUCGUCUACAUGCUCUUCAUGUUCAUCUUCGCCGUGGUGGCCGUGCAGCUUUUCAAGGGCCGUUUCUUUUACUGCACGGACGAAUCGAAAGAGUUUGAGCGUGACUGCAGGGGCGAGUACUUGGUGUACGAUAGAGAGGAGGUUAAAGCUCAGAAGCGGGAGUGGAAGAAGUACGAUUUCCACUACGACAACGUGGCUUGGGCCCUGCUCACCCUCUUCACUGUCUCCACUGGAGAGGGGUGGCCGCAGGUGUUAAAGCACUCAGUGGACUCCACCUAUGAGAAUCAGGGCCCUAGCCCAGGUUACAGGAUGGAAAUGUCCAUCUUUUACGUGGUGUACUUCGUUGUCUUCCCCUUCUUCUUCGUAAACAUCUUUGUGGCUCUCAUCAUCAUCACCUUCCAGGAACAGGGGGAUAAGAUGAUGGAGGACUAUAGCUUAGAAAAGAAUGAGAGAGCGUGUAUAGAUUUUGCCAUCAACGCCAGGCCUCUGACUCGCCACAUGCCGAAGAAUAAACUCAGCUUCCAGUAUCGCAUGUGGCAGUUUGUGGUGUCUCCACCCUUCGAGUACAGCAUCAUGGCUCUGAUUGCGCUCAACACCAUCGUCCUCAUGAUGAAGUUUGACGGUGCUUCAACAACGUAUGAUGAAGUCCUGAAGAACCUUAACAUUGUGUUUACCACCUUCUUCUUCAUGGAAUCAGUUCUCAAGAUCAUUGCUUUCGGCCCUCUGAAUUACUUCAGAGAUGCCUGGAACAUUUUUGAUUUUGUCUCCGUCCUUGGAAGCAUCACUGACAUAUUAGUGACAGAGCUAUGGAAUAACUUCAUCAACUUGAGCUUCCUGAGGCUGUUCAGAGCAGCUCGUCUCAUCAAGCUGCUCAGACAGGGAGAGACCAUCCGCAUCCUGCUGUGGACCUUCGUCCAGUCCUUCAAGGCUCUGCCAUAUGUGUGCCUGCUCAUUGCCAUGCUCUUCUUCAUCUAUGCCAUCAUUGGCAUGCAGUUGUUUGGGAAUCUGGCCCUAGACGAGGAGAGAGAAGGAGCCAUCAAUGAGCACAAUAACUUCAGAACCUUCAUCAUGGCCCUAAUGCUGCUCUUCAGGAGCGCAACGGGCGAGGCGUGGCAUGAGAUCAUGUUGGCUUGCCUGGGUGGUAAGGAGUGUGACCGGGCUUCAGGGAACACAGGACCUGAAUGUGGCAGCACUUUCGCCUACACCUACUUUGUCUCCUUCAUCUUCCUCUGCUCUUUCCUGAUGCUGAAUCUGUUUGUGGCCGUCAUCAUGGACAACUUUGAGUACUUAACCAGAGACUCGUCUAUCCUGGGGCCGCAUCACCUGGACGAGUACGUAAGGAUAUGGGCCGAGUACGACCCUGCCGCCUGCGGGCGCAUACAUUAUAAGGAUAUGUACAGUUUAUUGCGAGUUAUCUCCCCUCCCCUGGGCCUUGGCAAGAAAUGCCCACAUAGGGUGGCCUGCAAGAGGCUGCUGCGUAUGGAUCUACCGGUUGCCGAUGACAACACGGUGCAUUUUAACUCGACCCUCAUGGCUCUGAUCAGGACAGCACUGGAUAUAAAGAUUGCCAAGGGCGGUGCAGACAAGCACCAGAUGGAUGCAGAACUGAGAAAGGAGAUGAUGGCCAUUUGGCCAAACUUAUCACAGAAGACACUGGACCUGCUGGUUACGCCACACAAGGCAGCCACAGACUUGACGGUGGGCAAAAUCUACGCCGCCAUGAUGAUCAUGGAAUACUACCGGCAGAGCAAGACGAAAAAGCUGCAGGCCCUGCGAGAGGAACAGCGCAUGGAGCCGCCCUCUGAGGGAGGGGGCACGGACGGCCAGGGGGGCCAAGGCCUGAACGGCCUCCCCAGCACCCAGCCGGACAACCUCAACAGCAUACCUCCAGAGGGUGGCAUGACCGAGAGCCAGUCGUGGAUGACAACCAAAGCCCAGGAAAUGUUCCAAAAGACGCGUAACUGGAGCCCCGACAGACCCUACCCCGACGAUCUCCAUGACAACCGUCACAACCCGCAGAAUGUAGAGAUGAGGGAGAUGGGGCGGGACGGGUACUCCGACACUGAGCCCUAUCACCCAAUGGAUGGGCAUGGGCGGACCCUCUCCAUGCCCCGCCUCUCGGCAGACAACCAAAGAGCUCAUGCUGUUUCGCGGAGGAGACACAGGCCUCGUGGAAAUAACCUCAGUACCAUCACCGACACCAGUCCAAUGCGCCGCUCCACCUCCAGCCUGGUCCACGGGCGUACGGGCCGGGGCGUGAGGCUGGACGACUACUCCCUGGAGAGGGUGGUGUCUGAGGAGGGAAGACACGGAGGGGGACGCAGACACAGGGACAGGAGUCACCGUGCCUCGCAGCGCUCCCUGACCAGAUACACUGAUGCAGACACGGGCCUGGGCACAGACCUCAGCACCACCACGCAGUCGGGCGACCUUCCGCCCAAGGAGCGUGAGCGGGACCGCGGCCGGACCAAGGACCGUCGUCACCACCAUCACCAUCACCACCAUCACAGCUCCAUGGACAAGGAGCGCUACGGCCCGGACCGCCAUGACUACCCCCACAGGCAUCCCCAUGACCGCCACUGGUCCCGCUCGCCUAGCGAGGGGCCUGAUGGACGAGGACACAGACAGGGCAGUAGUUCGGUGAGCGGCAGCCCGGUCCCCUCCACCUCGGGGACCAGCACUCCGCGGAGAGGCCGUCGCCAGCUGCCCCAGACCCCUGCUGUCCCCCGUCCACAUGUCACCUACUCCCCCGCUGUCCGAAAGCCCAGCUACGGUCCCCCAGGGCCGGGCCGACUGCGCUCGCCCUCCCCCAGACACUUCUCCCCACCAGACCACGAAAGGGGUUACCACCACCGGCCCCCGUCAAGGCACGCAUCUCCACACCACGGGGGCUCCUCGUCCCGGCACGGUUCGCCGCGCUCUCCGAGGCACCAGUCCCCGCGCUCACCCCUCCACGGCUCACCUAGGUCCCCUCACCGAGGCCGCUGGAGCGGGCCUCCGCCUGGGGACAGCCUGGAGGGCGACGGGCCCUUCUACGAGCGCGACUACGAGUACGAGCGACACCAUGAGCCCCCCGCCUACGAGCAAAGCCUCUCUCAUGGCAACCCACACCCACAUGGGGGAAAUCCACACCCACACCCACGAUCACCAAGGACUGCCCGCCACGGGCCCCCUCCGCCCCCUCACCCGCAUCCUCGUAGGGUGCCCAAUGGCUACCGCUCAUCCUCACCCUCUCCACACCGGCGGGGGCCACCUGGGGUGCCCCCCCACCCGCACCACCGCCCCCCCCAUGCUCGAGGGCCCCGCAAGGGCCUGCAUGAACCUUAUAGUGAGACGGACGAGGAUGACUGGUGCUAGCAACCACAGGGAGUGAGGGAUAAGGGCAGGAGAGGAGAAGAAGAAUAGCAGCCUCCGGUGCUCUGGCCUUGGAUAUGUAGACUUUUAAUAAAGCAGAGCAGAGGUGCAGAAAGGGCAGUGGGGAUGGGGGUGAAGGUGCUGCAGAGAUAGCCUUUUACAGUUUUUGUGUAAGACUCAAAUCAGCGACAGAGCAGCACAUGGAUGAAUUGAAAAAGAGACUGCCAACCAGGGCACGGUUUACUUCUGCCUCUCUCUGUCUCAGAACUACACUACAGAAUUCAAUGCUUGACCAGCACGGCCAGGCUGCAGGAGGAAGAGAGAGAGGUGUGGGGACAGAAAAGCGACGGAGGAGCAUGUAAAAUGGCCAGGAAUGAUCAUGGUUUACGAGGCCUAAGAGCGCUUCUCCCAGACUGUCGCGUGAUUGGUUAGUCUCGUCAGAUGUGCGCUAUCUGUUGCUGGCCAGUCUGCUAAUGUAAAAGCCUGAAAAUGAGCUGGAACACAGAGUCCACUGCUUUGACUCUGCUCCUUGAACUGAUAUGUUUAAAGAAAAAUAAAUUAACAAAAAGCCAGGACCCCCUAACCCUUACAUGCCAAGCUAUGCCUCCAGAAAAUCUAACUUGAACAAUGAAGAACAAAAUGAAAACUUUACAUGACAAACAAUGAAAAGAAAAAAAGGGAGAACAACCACUUUAUCUUUAACCUUUUUCCUUUCCAAGGGACAGAACCAGGAAGCUCCGCCUAUACUGCAAAAACCAGCCAAUCACAGUGCUGGCUGAUAAUUGAUGAGUUUUAUCAUCUCUGUUUACUGUUAAAGACUCACUUAAUGCUGACGGAACUGGUGUGACAUCACUUCCUGUCUGGCGGUGGUGGCAGUGGAGGGGGGCGGGGUUCGAGCGCUCCAUGGGGUGGGGGUGAGCUCAGGUAACUUGAGAAGGGAGUAGGACACUUCGUCAAGCCCCUUCCUCCUCAGUUACUCGACCCAGCGCACGGCGAGGGAUGACCUGACAGGAAAUGACAUCACACGGUUGAAUGGGGCGGAGGAGAGGAAAGGAGGGAUGGGGAAAAAGACUAAUUUCUUCAGUAUUUCUUCUAUCGAUUACUUCUCCUUCUUGUUCUUCUUCGGACAUUGGAGCUUGGUUCUUCUGUUGCAUUCGCUCAGCCUCCUUUGAUCUUUUACGGAGUCCAAAAUUUGAUGGAAACCUGCAUGAUUGAUUAAAUACAUACUAGAGAGGAAAUCUAACUGGUGUGGGUGGGACCUGGGGGCUUUAUAGGAAACUUUGCAUUUAGGUUACAAAAGAAGUACUCUUCUUUCAGACUCUCUCUCUCUCUUACAUCUCAAAUGUAAUUUCCGUUUUCUUUUUACCCAAAAACAGGUUUUGACAGUCGGCUGUUUUUUUGUUUGUUUCAGUUUUCUGCCGACACGGUUCAAAAGCUACAUUUCUACAACCUAUUAAAAGACAGGAAACGCAGCAGGAUCACAUAAAAGUUUCCUGUUGUGCUUGAGAAACAAGAGGGAGAAAGGGUGGAGAGAAGCGGACUUCUACCACACUUGAUUUAUUAAUGUUAAUGAUGAUAGUCUUAUGAAUAAUGAUAUCAAUGUCAAUGCAAAAUGACGAUGACAAUGAUGGUGAUGAUUGAUUGACUGAGUGAUAGAACUGUUGCUGUAGAUUUGUUGUCAUGUUACUUGGAAUUUAAGUAUGCUAUGUCCAUUUUGUUUACAUCCGUUCUGCUUUUAUCCCCCCGCUCAAUGACGUUUACCGGGUUCCUGAUGCCUUCCUGCGACGUUUCGGGGCAAUGACGGCUUGGGAACAUUCACUUAGCAGCGUUGCGUGUUGUAACGCAACUCCUAAGAUACACUCUCUCUUCAGAAUGGUGGAGGUAGAGGUCUUGCAAGGAUUCAUCGGGUCAGUACUCUUUUCAAGCCAACCCAAAGAUCAAGAAUUCAUGCUCAGAGGCAGGGGUAGACCAGAUCAUUGAGAACGUGGAAGAGUCUGUCUGCCUUUUACACUGCAGACAACACAGUUUUACUGAAGUUAAAGUUCUACCAUGGUUGAAUUCUUCCACCUGCAGCCAAAAAAAAACUAUGAAUUUAAAUCUUUUUCCUCUGUCGGGUUCUGUAGUUUUGUAUCGAGAUCGGUUGCCGGCAAUGACAGCACAGUAUUGGUGGUACAGUGUUGGUGUCAGUAUUAGGUGGUGUUGUUCUCUUUUUUUGCCACCAGGGGGCAGUUAUCAGCACACAUCCGCCCUGCCUUCCCCUUGAAAGGACAGCCUCCAGGCCACAUCCUUGUUUCUAGACCUGGACUGAAACCUCCAUAUACCUGCCUCUUAUAUCUUUGUAAGAUAUAUGGGCCUAGAUGAAGUCCAGUCUUCGUCAGGAAACAUGGAUGCAGCCUUGGAGACGCCAUAUCUGUCCGUUUGUCAGUCCGUCCUUCUGUCUGCCUGUCUGUGCCAAUGCUGACCUCCCCUCCAGCCCCUUCUCUCAGGUCUGGAUAACCAGAGAACAGUCACCAAAUCACCGAUCCAAUCACAUGAGGUUGUAGCGAGACUGAAACCUCCUCUGCCAAAAACCCGCUUCAGUAUCCACCAACCUCUCUCUCUCUCUCUCAUCUUUUUCUUUUUCUGUCCAUUUGCUCUUACAUCUGUUCUUUCAGCUUUGCCAGAGAGCGACACUGAAGACACUAAAGGCAUCACAGGACAGAAACACUUAGGAAUAAUAACUUCAUCCUUAUUGUUAUGAGGGACAGCAAUUAUUGAAUAUUCAAUAACUCUAGGACAAGAUGAUAAAGUAUAGAUAAAUAUAGAUGAUAAACUACAUAUAAAUCUAGAUAUAAUACAGUAGAUGUAGUUAUAGAUAACAGACAGAGUAUAAUUAGAGUUUCAGAUAAUUAUUUAUUUUGCAUACCGUUCAUGCUUAUGACACGGUCGACGAUCUAGCUACUCUUGAAAACUCGCGCUGUUUUCUCCGCAGUUGCAGAAGCCAGAAAACAAACCCCAGUCCACGUGUUUUGACUCUAUGCAGACCUCAUGAGCAUCCUCGUCAUAUUAUUUCGGAGGAGAACCUGCAACGCUGUGCUACUGUAAAACGGAUUGAUGAAACGGGAACACGUGGAUCUGAGAAAAUGUGAAGAUCGACACCAAGUUUGCACACGUCACUUGACAUCGCACCCACAGUGAAACCCCUUUCUUUCAUGUCGCUGUCUUUUUCCCCCUCCCCUCCUCCAGAUGAUUUUCCCCUCGCCAUCCGUCUCUCCUCUCCCGAAACGUGUUGCCUCCAGGCCUAGUGGUUGAGCACAGCGUAGUGAAGAUGGAGAUGGGGGGGGUUUUGUUUUUGUUGAUCGUUCACUUGUUUGGCGGGAGUCGAGGGGCCCAAACCCAAAACCCCUCCGCCCUCACCUCCCAUCAAGAGAGGUUACGGCAUGUGGGGUCGCUUCCCAAAUACCCCCUUACAGAGCCACAGUGCCUUCUGUAUCAGAGUCACAUUCGUCACCCCCCCAAUUUCCUCGCCCCUAGCCGCUCCCAUCCGCCCCCCUCCCUCACCCUCUGUAGUAGUUGAGAUCAACCACACUACGCCUUAAAAGUCGAGUCCCACCGGCUCCCGUGCUAGCAUAGAAACAGGGAGAGCGGUGAUUUUGAGACUGGGCCACAGUGGGGAAAUAACCAAGAGGCUGGACUUGAAGCAGUGAAAUCACCAUCGCGUCCGGUGGGCGUAGUCGCUUAACACUCCCAUGCAAGCGCACGCAGUGAAAGAGACCCACACGGUUCGAGUCAGAGCAGCGUGCGUUUCGACUUUCGAGAUUCAAGAUUCAAAUGGUCUUCGCUGGCAUACCGGAUUCUGCUAGCAAGCAAGCCCUCUUGGCUUCAUCUCCCCGUUAGGCAUUUUGUGUCCAUCCCAGAUGUGUCGUGGGUCCAGUUUCAGGCGGUGUAGUGAGAGGUUUACAGAGGUGCAAAGCGAUUGCUUACUUCUCAGGUCCCUCUAGAGUUAGGUAGCUAGAUAGUUAGACCACGUAGGGAAGAGUCAGCUACAAAACAAGCAGGCCUCAGAUUGAGUUGUUGUAUGGUUUUACCUGGCAUGGCAUCAGACGCUGUAAAGUUGACACACACACACACACACACACCCUCCCCCCUUCACUAACCUACAUCACACACUCCUCACCUCCCCGACAGCCUGCCGACGCGCCAACGCUCGACACCAAGCGUGUUGACAGGCAGGCAGGAAAAAAAAAACACCUCCAUUUUGGCUCCACGACAACACUCGCUCGUCCAGAAUUGUAACAGCGGAUCCAAAAUGGCCGACACACAACACUGCCCCUGUGUGAAAGCAUGUUGUGUGUGUGUGCUUUUCCGAGAACAAAUCCCAUUCUUUGGGGGAAAAAAAGAAAAAAAAAGUUGAACAUCUGAUCUUUUGUUUCUUCACUGACUUUUUUGAACGGCGUUCGGGGGAUUGCAAGGUUUUGGCUCAGUCAUCACUUCUCUCCACAUCAGCUUUCUACGUCCUCACCUCCGGCUUCUGUCUCCCAUCCGUCUGAACCUCUGACUAAUCUUUUUUUUUUUUUUCCUCUUCGUUAUGGGACGAAGGAAAAACUACCAACCCAUCCACUCAGUCGGCUGUGAAAUUGUGUCAGUGGGUCAGUCGUGAGGCAACGUGUCGACAAAAACACGAAAAAGGGCUCUCUUUAAAAAAAAAACUACACAGUGGGUUUUAAUGUACAGUAGUGCUGCCAAAAGUUGUGCUUAUGUAGCUGAAGCCACGCCGUGGUCUCCCCUUUGUACAGCACUAGAUGUGUGCAUGCGUGUGUGUGUA